This is a messenger RNA of Contarinia nasturtii (swede midge), 1585 nucleotides long. RefSeq lists its product as uncharacterized. The annotation marks the transcript as partial. NCBI's taxonomy places the organism in Eukaryota, Metazoa, Arthropoda, Insecta, Diptera, Cecidomyiidae. The transcript is spliced from 5 exons. The record is from RefSeq and is a predicted model, not a curated record.
UAAAUAACACGGUUCAUUAUGUUGUCAAUACGCCACUAAGUUCAACAUUUCGCCGCUAUUUAUCUGAUGUCAGUUCGGCUUGCAUAAAACGAAAAACUGAGAUGUAACACACAUAAACACACAAACAUAUAACCUGAGAGUUUGCCGAAUUUGUUUUUAUUUGCGUGUUUGAGUGUAGCAAAUGACCGGCAGGCAGCCAUUGUAUCGUUUUAUCAAACACAUUGUGAACAUUUCGUUGAAUCAAACAAUUUUGAGAUUACGAUCAAAUCGUGUAUAAGCAAGUGAAUUGCAUAUACGAAUUAUUUCGUGUUUUUGCUAUAAAAGUAAAAAUGGCCAGCAAAAAGAGAAAAGACACGCAGUUCCCGGAAUUAGACGAAUUGGAAACGACGUAUGAAAUUACGCAAGGCUCUUCGACAAAGCGGUCCAAAAAUUUUAGUCUUGCUGAAUCUACAGUUUUGAUAAAAAUCUGUGACAAAUUUCACACUGUAAUCACGAAAAACAGCAAUCGCGACAAAGACAAACAAGCAAAGGCGAAAGCAUGGGGUAAAAUCUGUGCAGUGUUUAACAAAUAUUGCAAGGACAACAAGUUGAUUGUUGAAGACAGAACGAUUGAUCAAUUACAAACAAAGUACAAAGCACUGAAAAAGGACGCCCGAAAAGUGGGAGCUAAAGUUAAAAGAGACUUCUCUAAAACAGGCAAUAAGCCGUUGAAAACAAGUACCAUAAACUUAUUGGAAGGAAAUAAUCCACUUUUGCAGCUACGUGCUCGAAUGGGCGCAUCAGGAAGUGGUUUUGCCAGUAAACAUUGUUCUGAUGCCCUCCCAGAUGAUUCAACACAGGACCAUGAAAAUGAAGCAAUUGAAAGUGCACACACCGCGCAGCCGUUCGUUCGACUCAAUCGAAUAGAAACUGUUACCAGUGGAUCAAUGGCGAAAAAACGCAAAAUCGACGAAACUUCAGAGAACGUUGAACCAAUAGAAGGUCAGACAGCGGAAAAUUAUACACCGCGACCGGUUCGAGAACGAAGAAAAACCCAAUUUCAUGGCACCAAUGUGGAUUCACAGAGUAUUACUUUGAGCGGCACGGACGAAGAGUAUACUGAUGAUAUGGGCGAACUAUAUCAUGACAUGUCAAGUCCAAGUGAAACCCCAAACUUGGGUAGUGGCGGCAAACAUUUGUCAAUGCAAGAGGCGAUUGACCAACUGAUGAAUAUCAACGAAAUACAAACAUUACCACAAUCAACAUCAAUUGACUCUCUGAUUGAUAUCGACAAGUUUUUGGAUGCAACGAUGCUCAUCGACGAAGAAAGUUCCACUGAACUUAAUAUUGAUGUACAACAGGCCCUGGAUGAAAGAGCAGAAAUCGGAAAGCUAACUGGACCACCAGAUGAAGUCAGACGUCGGUAUAAGCGUGUGUCAGACUCUAACUUGACUUCAAAAUUGCGGCAAAAACAGCUUGAAUUGGUGGAACAGCAACUUGAAGUUCAAAAAGUGUUGCAUGAGAAUGCAAUAAUCGCCAACGAAGAAGCUAAAGAACGCUUACAAAUGGUUAAGGCACAACGUGAAAUCGCUGAAAUCGACAAACA